Messenger RNA from Cynara cardunculus var. scolymus (artichoke), 3316 nucleotides. RefSeq names its product auxin response factor 8. The transcript has 14 exons. Lineage: Eukaryota; Viridiplantae; Streptophyta; Magnoliopsida; Asterales; Asteraceae. The record is from RefSeq and is a predicted model, not a curated record. Gene Ontology annotation, cellular component: nucleus. Gene Ontology annotation, biological process: response to hormone; regulation of DNA-templated transcription. Bases 628 to 3099 code for a protein of 823 amino acids. Gene Ontology annotation, molecular function: DNA binding; protein binding.
CUGAAGGAUGGUGGCACAUGCUUCCUGUCAUCUCACUCUCUAUAUAUCAACGGUCUUGAUCUCCAGGUACGGAUCUCCCUACGGCUCUGAUCCCAUGUUCCUCCAUUAUCAAUCUCUCAAAACUCCCCAUUUCUUUUCUCUCUCUCUCUCUACUGUUCUUCAGGGAGACUACGGUCGGUCGGAUGCCCUAUAUAACACCUCCCAUGCGUCAUUCCUUCUUUUCUUUUUAGUAUUUUUUUAUUAACUUCAAUACCGAUCCGAGUAAAGUAAUUCAUGGCGGUGUUUCAGAACAACCAGUGGUUUUCCGAGUUGGGUUAGGGUUUUCUUUGUCACUCUACUCUUUUCUCUUUUCUGGGUGUGGCUUUUUUAAUUAUGGGUGCAAGGUUCGGUUAUGGAAUAAUGCAUGUGAAAAUUAGGUGUUUUAGAGUGAGGAAGAAGAGAUUGAGCUGAUAGGAAAAGAAGAGGGAAAUGUUAAUUCAGCAGUUGAGGGGUUUACAAUUCGACGAUCUUUAAGCUAUACAAGCUCCAAGUUGACCCCCAAGAAGCUGCAGUGAGGAUUUGUGUAGCUCAUGCUUAUAAAAUUAAAUUAAAAAUACAGAUAUAAUAAGUUAACAAUUAGAUAAAAAUAUGAAGCUUUCAACAUCAGGGUCUGGUCAGCAGCCUCAAGAAGGAGAAAAGAAAUGCUUGAAUUCGGAGCUAUGGCAUGCUUGCGCAGGCCCUCUUGUUUCGUUACCGACAGUAGGCGCUCGAGUAAUCUAUUUCCCUCAGGGUCAUAGUGAACAGGUUGCUGCCACAACAAAUAAAGAAGUUGAUGCUCACAUACCCAAUUAUCCAAGCCUACCUCCCCAAUUGAUCUGCCAACUCCACAAUGUUACAAUGCAUGCAGAUGUUGAAACGGAUGAAGUGUAUGCUCAAAUGACAUUGCAGCCGUUGACACCGCAAGAGCAGAAGGAUACUUUUCUUCCUGUUGAGUUGGGUAUUCCGAGUAGACAACCAACAAAUUACUUCUGCAAGACAUUAACAGCUAGUGACACAAGUACCCAUGGAGGAUUCUCUGUCCCUAGGCGUGCUGCUGAAAAAGUUUUCCCUCCGCUGGAUUUCUCUCAGCAGCCACCUGCACAGGAACUUAUAGCAAGGGAUCUCCAUGAUGUUGAAUGGAAGUUCAGGCAUAUUUUCCGGGGGCAGCCCAAACGCCAUCUUCUUACUACAGGGUGGAGCGUGUUUGUUAGCGCAAAGAGACUUGUUGCUGGAGAUUCUGUACUUUUUAUCUGGAAUGAGAAAAAUCAGCUCCUCCUGGGAAUCCGUCGUGCUACUCGCCCACAAACUGUAAUGCCAUCAUCUGUUCUGUCAAGUGAUAGUAUGCAUAUUGGCCUUCUCGCAGCUGCAGCUCAUGCAGCUGCAACCAGUAGCUGCUUCACGAUAUUCUAUAAUCCAAGGGCGAGCCCAUCCGAGUUUGUCAUACCCCUUUCAAAAUAUGUCAAAGCUGUGUAUCACACCCGUGUUUCAGUUGGGAUGCGUUUCCGUAUGCUUUUUGAAACUGAAGAAUCAAGCGUACGCAGAUACAUGGGCACAAUUACUGGCAUUGGUGAUUUAGAUCCUACUCGCUGGCCCAAUUCUCACUGGCGAUCUGUGAAGGUUGGUUGGGAUGAGUCAACUGCAGGUGAAAGGCAGCCACGGGUAUCACUAUGGGAAAUUGAACCUCUGACAACCUUUCCUAUGUACCCAUCAUUGUUUCCCCUUCGGUUGAAACGACCUUGGUAUCCUGGAGCUUCAUCUUUUCAAGACAGCAGAGAUGAUGCAGUUAAUGGGAUGGCAUGGUUGAGAGGUGAAACUGGUGAGCAAGCACUCCACUCUCUAAAUUUUCAGUCCAGUGGCAUGUUUCCAUGGAUGCAGCAGAGGGUAGAUCCGUCAUUCCUCCAAAGUAAUCUCAACCAGCAGUACCAAGCCGUACUGGCAGCAGGUUUGCAGAGUGUCGGAAGUGGAGAUGCUCUGAAGCAGCAAUUGUUGCAAUUUCAGCAACCCGUCCAAUAUCUUCAACAUUCGGGCACCCAUAGCCCUCUUUUAACUCAGCAGUCGAUUCCUCAGCAGUUUGUGCAUGGACAAACCCAAGUGUUGGACAAUUUGCCGAGAUCACUGCAGCCACAAGAGGGACAACAACAACAGCAUAAUUCAUAUCCCGAUACAUAUCUGAUGCAAAAUGAGCAGCUUCAAGCAAGGCAGCAAUCGAGCGUUCCUUCUCCCAUGUUUCCAAAGACAGAUUUCAUGGAUUCGAACCCUAAGUUUACUUCGAAUGUUGCCCCAUUGAUGCAAAACAUGUUGGGUUCACUGUGUUCUGAAGGGAGUAGCAGCAACCUUUCAAAUUUCUCAAGAACCAGUCAGCUAAUGCUUAACGAGCAUCAGUCGAACCAGCAAUCAUGGGUAUCGAAGUUCGCUCAAUCACAAGUCAAGACAUCUUCAACUUCACCAUCAGUCCUUCCAUAUCAAGGGAAAGAUGCUGGUGUUGAACAGGAAUCUUCAAGCUUGGAUGCUCAGAAUCAUGCGCUAUUUAGUGCUAUUAAUAUCGACUCAUCUGGGCUCCUGCUUCCUACAAUCGAUACUGAUUUGUCCACCAUGCCUUCAGCAGGUUCUGGGUUUCAGAACUCGCCGUACGCUGGCUACAUGCAAGACUCUUCUGAGUUGUUGCACUCUGGAGGACAAGUUGACCAACCUAACCGUAACCGGACAUUUGUGAAGGUUUACAAAUCGGGGUGUGUUGGGAGGUCAUUGGACAUCACCCGCUUCAACAGCUACCAUGAGCUGCGAGAGGAGCUGGGUCAGAUGUUUGGGAUCGAGGGUUUGCUUGAAGACCCUCAAAGAUCAGGCUGGCAGCUUGUAUUCGUUGACAGGGAGAACGAUGUGCUUCUCCUUGGAGACGACCCUUGGGAGGCAUUUGUAAAUAGUGUCUGGUACAUCAAGAUACUUUCUCCCGAGGACGUACAACAACUCGGAAAACAAGAGGUUGAAUCAUUCGGCCAAAACUCAGGUGAAAGAAUUGGGAACGAUGGCAGAGACCACCACCUUUCUGGGCUUCCUCCAUCGAUGGGGUCGCUUGAUUUUUGACCAUAACGUUUGGUGAUCUUGAAAGAAAGUGUCCAUCGGGUUCUUUUUUCGCUUGUUUUGGUCUGUUUUGACCCCGACUCUUGUGCGUGUUGUACGUAGGUAUGAUAUGUUAUUAUUAGCACCGUUGAUGUGAUGAGGAUUCUCAAAUUUAGAACCAAUCUUGACUAUGAAUUGUAAUUUCACCAUUUUAUUGUGUGUGUGUGAUCUAUUUUAUGCU